CGCGGUUACCUGGCAACGCGCGAUUCCCCUGCAUCUGGGCGCGCAGGUUUCGGCGAGGUGAUGGGGUCGCGGGGCCUCCAGCCGCUCUUGCUCGUGCUCCUGGACUGCUGGGCCUCUGGGAGCGCCCAGGCCGGGGCCACCUCCGCGGUGACGACGGAGGGCUUCAACUCUGCGGAGCCAGCCGCGACGACUCUCUGGCCCGCCUUGUCGCCUGGGCCUCCCGAGACCCCCAGAGCCCCUCGGCCCUCCUCUGGCCCCAGGCCCACCCCGGUCACGGACGUGGCUGCUCUGUGUGUCUGUGACUUGUCUCCAGCACGGUGUGACGUCAACUGCUGCUGUGAUCCCGAUUGUAGCUCCAUGGAUUUCAGUGUCUUUUCUGCGUGCUCGGUUCCCGUUGUCACGGGUGACAGGCAGUUUUGUAGUCAAAAAGCAGCCCUCUAUUCAUUGAAUUUUACAGCAGACCCACCUCAAAGGGUAUUUAAACUUGUCGACCAGAUCAAUCCAUCUAUUUUCUGCAUUCAUAUUACAAACCAUAAGCCUGCAUUAUCCUUUAUUAAUCCAGAAGUGCCUGAUGAAAACAAUUUUGAUAAAUUGAUGAAAACAUCUGAUGGUUUUUCAUCGACUGCAGAAUCAGAUAUUUCUUUGACAACCAAAUUGGAUGCUCCAAGUGCUGCUAAAUAUGAGUAUGGGGCUCAUCUGCAGACUUCAGAUUCAUUUUUGAGAUUUCCUUCUCCCCUCACGUCAUCUCUAUGCACCGAUGAUAACCCUGCAGCAUUUCUGGUUAACCAAGCUGUUAAGUGCACCAGAAGGAUAAAUUUGGAACAGUGUGAAGAAAUUGAGGCCCUGAGCAUGGCUUAUUACAGCAGCCCCAAAAUUUUGAGGGUGCCGAAUUCAAAGACAGAGGUCCCCAUCACUGUUCAGUCUGUCGUCAUUCAGUCUCUAAAUAAGACGCUCACCCGACGGGAAGACACUGCCGUGUUGAAGCAGGCUCUUGCCGAGGUUGGGGAUAUAAGGAUCUGCUCUAACGUGGUUCUUGAGGUCCAGUACAGCCUCACAUAUACAGACGCAGGUGACGUAACCAAGGCUGCUGUCUCUCUCCUCCUGGGGACAGUCAGCAGUGCGGUGGUUCCGUUCCAGCAAAAGUUUGAAAUUCGUUUUAUUCAGCAAAAUACCAAGCCAGUCCUUCUCAGUGGAAACCCUGGUUAUGUUGCGGGGCUCCCGUUAGCUGCUGGAUUUCGGCCUCGGAAGGGGUCCGGGAUUAUUCAGACCACGAACAGACAUGGACAGUUUACUAUCCUUCGCAGCACAGCUGAGCAAGACUGCUUAGCGAUAGAGGGGGUCCGAGCCCCGGUAUUAUUUGGUUACAAUAUGCAGUCUGGCUGUAAACUAAGACUGACUGGAGCUGUCACAUGUCAGCUUGUGGGGCAGAAGGUGAAGAGCCUGCUGAAGGGCCAGGGCUUCCCAGAUUAUGUGGCCCCUUUUGGAAAUUCCCAGGCUCAGGAUGUGCUGGACUGGGUGCCUGUCCACUUUGUCACCCAGGCAUCCCACGUGAAGGAUGCCUGCCAGCUCCCGGUGGCUUUGGCUGUGGAGGUGGAGUGGACUAAGUACGGCUCCUUGCUGAACCCACAGGCUAGAAUCGUGAACGUGACCGCUCGUCUGAUUGCAUCCGCGUUUCCUGAGACCAGCUCAGGAAGUGAGAGGACGGUUCUCAUUUCCACUGCGGUGACUUUUGUGGACGUGUCUGCACCUGCAGAGGCAGGCUUCAGGGCCCAGCCAACCAUCAAUGCCAAGCUGCCCUUCAAUUUCUUCUUCCCGUUUGUUUGACGGUGCUCACGUGAAAGAUGCACUGGUUCCUCAAUGUACACGCCAAACGUGAGAACUAUACAUUCGCUGAGAUUAAAUUUUAUAUACAACUA
Messenger RNA from Equus caballus (horse), 1916 nucleotides. It is a transcript of the gene TCTN1, whose product is annotated as tectonic family member 1. The record is from RefSeq and is a predicted model, not a curated record. Gene Ontology annotation, cellular component: MKS complex. Gene Ontology annotation, biological process: protein localization to ciliary transition zone; cilium assembly. Lineage: Eukaryota; Metazoa; Chordata; Mammalia; Perissodactyla; Equidae.